GAUAUUCAUGUCGAUGAAAAUUCAAGACACAUUUUACAUAUCCCAUGGACCCCCUUCUUUGUGUAUCGAAGAACAAUGUAUUCCUCUAGUGCAUUUCCUCCAAUCCUUCCAACAAAAGGUGCACCCUAUUCGCCCAUCUUCCAUCCUUCUUAUCUCCGGCCACUUUGAGACUUCGUAUCCGACGGUCAACGCCGUCUCCAACGGCCCAUCCGAUACCAUAUAUGAUUUUGAAGGUUUUCCCGAAUGUCUGAACGAGCUCAAGUAUCCGGCACCAGGAGCUCCAGAACUUGCUAAGAGAGUCAAGGAGCUUCUCAUGGCUUCCGGGUUCGAGAGGGUUGACGAGGAUGAGAAUCGGGGGCUUGACCAUGGUGCGUGGUCCCCACUAAGGCUUAUGUAUCCAGAGGCGGAUAUUCCAGUUUGUCAGUUGUCCAUUCAGACGGACAAAGACGCCACUUACCAUUAUAACAUGGGUAAGGCGUUAGCACCACUUAAAAAUGAAGGAGUGCUUAUUGUAGGUUCGGGUGGGACCACCCAUAACUUGGAAAAGGUGCGAUUUGACACCAAUGUGGUGCAACCUUGGGCUCAAGAGUUUGAUACAUGGCUCAAAGAGGCACUAGUUGAUGGAAGGUAUGAAGAUGUUAACAAGUACAAGGAGAAGGCUCCACAUGCAACCAUGGUGCACCCAACGCCUGAUCAUUUCUACCCGUUGCAUGUCGCGAUGGGUGCGGCAGAUGCGAAUUCCAAAGGCCAGCUUAUCCACCAUAGCUGGGGUUGGUCUUCUCUUUCCUAUGCUACGUAUAAAUUCAUGGUCCCGUUGAACUAGCAUUUUGAAUGACAAUUCGUAUUCCUAUUUUACACGGGUUAUAAUAAAAUAUUCUCUUUGUCUAUGUUUGAACCGGUGAUUGUUAAUAAAUUACCAAGUGGGUUAGCCUGUUAGCCUCACAUUGGCAACUUUCUAUUUUAACACGUGGUGUGAUUGUUCAAAACUUUAAUAAAUAUGACCUUUUUAGCC
Helianthus annuus (common sunflower) is the source of this 1012-nucleotide messenger RNA. RefSeq names its product extradiol ring-cleavage dioxygenase. Gene Ontology annotation, molecular function: zinc ion binding; ferrous iron binding; oxidoreductase activity, acting on single donors with incorporation of molecular oxygen. The coding region runs from base 8 to 823 and encodes 271 amino acids. The transcript has a single exon. NCBI's taxonomy places the organism in Eukaryota, Viridiplantae, Streptophyta, Magnoliopsida, Asterales, Asteraceae. The record is from RefSeq and is a predicted model, not a curated record.